AUGUAGAAAUAGCAACCAUAAUAAGAAACCUAGAAUUUCAAGCCUCAAAUAAAGAAAGCCAAUAGUUUCGAUGAGGAGGACAAACUAGAAAUAAUCAAACAGGGAUACGGCAUUAAUGAGGCCUUAAAACUAGAUAUCCUCGAAUACUAUAAAUCGAGUCGACAAUAACAAGAAUUUAAAAAUCCAGCUGAUUUCAUUAAGCAUCGACUCGAUAAUAAAUAUGGGCCUUAUUGGUUCGUGUUUAUGUGGGAUCGUAAAGACAACCUGAAUGCCUAAUUCAGUUAUUAUAAUAAUGACGAUAAAGUCUUUGAAUUUGAAGUAUAAAUCCUUUGCUAUCAAGCUUAAUGGAUGGCACAAUUUAAUUUAUUCAUUCAAUCAAGGUCCCCCUGUUAAAUACUAGCCUCAAUCAAAUGGCCCAACUCUACCUUAAUAUAAUAUGUAUUUUGA
This is a messenger RNA of Paramecium tetraurelia, 447 nucleotides long. RefSeq lists its product as uncharacterized. NCBI's taxonomy places the organism in Eukaryota, Ciliophora, Oligohymenophorea, Peniculida, Parameciidae. The transcript is spliced from 2 exons. The record is from RefSeq and is a predicted model, not a curated record. Gene Ontology annotation, biological process: microtubule-based process. Gene Ontology annotation, cellular component: dynein complex.